Molecule: messenger RNA, 2029 nt
Organism: Bufo gargarizans (Asiatic toad)
Lineage: Eukaryota; Metazoa; Chordata; Amphibia; Anura; Bufonidae
Gene: WDR70
Product: WD repeat domain 70
Exons: 18
Coding region: 65-1936 (623 amino acids)
Biological process (GO): regulation of DNA double-strand break processing
Cellular component (GO): site of double-strand break; nucleus
Molecular function (GO): protein binding
Source: RefSeq, a predicted model, not a curated record
GGGGACUUGAAACUGGAGCGAGACGGAGUCAGAAGUAGAUACAACAACACCAGCCGCCGCCGCAAUGGAUAAUCCUGAAGACUCCCGUGUGGCUGCAACAAUGGGAUUCUCUGGAUUUGGCAAGAAAGCCCGGACGUUCGACCUGGAAGCCAUGUUUGAGCAAACUCGUCGUACAGCCGUAGAGAGAAGCAGAAAAAAAUUUGAAGCACAAGAAAAAGAUGAGGAAGAAAACAAGCAGAAAUCAAGUCUGGUGUCCAGGACCGCCGCAAGCGGAUCGGGGCUAAAAAAAGAGAGAGAGUCCAACUCCAGUGACUCUGACGACAGCUCUGAUGAUGAGUUGAUUGGCCCCCCGGCACCAGGCAGCAGUUCUCAAGCUCCUGAUGAUGAGAUGAUCGGCCCUCCGCUUCCUCCUGACUACAAAGACAGUGAUGAGGAUGAUGAAGAGGACGACGCAGAUGAUGACAACCCCAUAAAAAGGAUCCCGGACUCGCAUGAGAUCACACUGCAGCACGGCACCAAGACUGUAUCUGCUCUGGGGUUGGACCCCUCGGGCGCGCGCCUGGUCACCGGCGGCUACGAUUACGACGUCCGGUUUUGGGAUUUUGCAGGAAUGGACGGUUCUCUCCAGGCUUUUAGGUCUCAUCAGCCGUGUGACUGCCAUCAGAUAAAGGCUCUUCAGUACAGCAUCACUGGAGAUGUCAUCCUUGUCGUAGCUGGGAACUCACAGGCCAAAGUGCUCGACCGAGAUGGCUUUCCUGUAAUGGAGUGUGUGAAGGGUGACCAGUACAUUGUGGAUAUGGCGAACACCAAGGGUCAUACUGCCAUGCUUAACGGGGGAUGUUGGCACCCAAAAAUAAAAGAAGAAUUUCUGACUUGUUCCAAUGACGGAACCGUCCGGACUUGGGAUGUUUCCAAUGAUAAAAAGCACAAAAGUAUCUUUAAACCUAGAUCAGCACAAGGUAAACGAGUCAUCCCAACCUGCGCCACGUACAACAGAGAUGGCAAACUUCUAGCUGCUGGAUGUCAGGAUGGCUCUAUACAGAUCUGGGAUCGAAAUAUGAGUGUCCACACAAAAUUCCACUGCCGGCAGGCUCAUACGCCGAGCACUGACCCUUCCUGCAUUGCUUUCUCGUAUGGCGGUACUGUAAUAGCCACACGAGGAGGAGACGACACUUUGAAAACGUGGGACAUGAGAAACUUUAAGAAGCCUCUUCACGUGGCCUCCGGAUUGCCCAACUAUUUCCCAAUGACUGAUUGCUGUUUCAGCCCCGAUGAUAAACUCCUGUUAACGGGGAUUUCAGUUAAAAAAGGAGAAGGCAGCGGCAAACUGUUCUUCUUCGACAUGGUCGAUUUCAAGAAGGUUUAUGAAAUCGCUGUCACAGACGCCAGCGUUGUCCGAUGCCUGUGGCACCCCAAGCUGAAUCAGAUCAUGGUGGGCACCGGUAACGGCUUAGCCAAAGUUUACUAUGACCCAUUCAAGAGCCAGAGGGGAGCAAAGUUAUGUGUGGUGAAGACAAAAAGGAAAGCCCGGCAAGCGGAGACCCUUACCCAGGACUACAUUAUCACACCGCAUGCUCUCCCCAUGUUCCGGGAACCUCGACAGAGGAGUACGAGGAAACAGCUGGAGAAGGAUCGUCUGGACCCGUUAAAGUCACACAAACCGGAGCCACCUGUCGCCGGGCCAGGUCGCGGUGGCCGCGUGGGCACACAUGGAGGUACCUUGUCAUCUUUCAUCGUGAAGAACAUCGCCCUGGAUAAGACGGAUGAUAGUAAUCCUCGAGAAGCCAUUCUUCGCCAUGCAAAGGACGCAGCGGACAACCCCUACUGGGUGGCACCGGCCUAUUCCACGACGCAGCCCCAGGCCGUGUUCGCCGAGGUGUCUUCUGAAGAAGACGAACCAGACAAUGAGCCAGAGUGGAAAAAGCGUAAAAUCUGAAAAAGCGGCACCCGAGAUGUGUAAAUGGAAACUGAUGCGAUGUGUAUAUUUUAUUACCAUUCUUUUUAUAUAAAUAAAGUAAACUGCACACCA